AUGGUCUGGUUUGCGUAUUGUGACGAUGAACCCGACUCCUUCAUCUCCUUCAACCCAGUCUUCACCGACACGCAACACAACCUCACAAACAACCCUAACAUCGUCUUCGACUUCGUAUUGGUUUACAGGCGAGCCCCCGAACCGGACUCAGAUUCAGACGAAACUCUUGAUGACCUCUGCGACUUAGAAACUCGAGUCUUUAGUGAAACCCUCGAGUUUGAUAGAGAGUGGCUCAUCGGUGGUGGCGAUAGGGAGCAGAUAAAAUCCAACGUCUUUCACAUUCUUGAGAUGAUCCAAGUCCCUUCUUACUCUGACAUUGUUCACACGUUAACUAUAGAUAUCUUGGAUUUAAAGAAACACGUGUCCGUGUCUGAUUCUCCCGAGAUUGAGAGGAUACGAGUCGAGAUUGAUACCAUUGUCCCUAGGUUUCCCGACGACGUCGAUAUGGAACUCGAGCUAUGA
Molecule: messenger RNA, 462 nt
Organism: Brassica napus (rape)
Lineage: Eukaryota; Viridiplantae; Streptophyta; Magnoliopsida; Brassicales; Brassicaceae
Exons: 1
Coding region: 1-462 (153 amino acids)
Source: RefSeq, a predicted model, not a curated record